GUGGGGGCAGCUGAGGAGGCGGUCGUUGUGUCAGCCUCCUCUUCCAUGGACUCGAGCCGGCAGAACCAGCCCAGCAGCAGCAGCAGCAGCGAAAGGAGGGCGGCGAGACGGCGGUGGCGGCGCCAAGGGGAGCGGUGACGCCGGCGACGCCUUGCUGGCCCUCAGCCCCCGAAAGCCCGACUCGGCGGGGUUCCUUCCCUGGGCCAUGGGCUCCCCGUUCCGGAGCGAGACAAUGUGCCUGGCGCAGCUCUUCCUCCAGGCGGGCUCGGCCUACGAGUGCCUCAGCGCCUUGGGCGAACGCGGCCUGGCCCACUUCCGAGACCUCAAUCCAAGCAUCAGUGUAUUCCAGAGGAAAUACGUGAGUGAAGUGAAGAAGUGUGAGGAAAUGGAAAGGAUCUUAGGAUACCUGGUGCAGGAAAUUAAGAGAGCGGACAUUCCUCUUCCAGAAGGAACUGUUACCCCGGCUGCCCCUCCACUGAAGCAGAUGUUGGAAAUCCAGGAGCAGCUGCAGAAGCUGGAGGUGGAAUUGAGAGAAGUAACAAAAAACAAGGAAAAGCUGAGGAAAAACCUCCUUGAAUUGACAGAGUAUACCCACAUGCUGCGAGUUACCCAGUCCUUUGUCAGAAGAACUGUUGAGAUUGAGUCCUGUUUACAGACUAAUUAUGAAGAAUUCCCAACCCUAGAAAGUGAACCCUUAGCGGACUACAGCUGUAUGCACAGACUUGGUGCCAAAUUGGGAUUUAUAUCUGGCUUAGUUCAUCGAGCAAAAAUUGAAGCCUUUGAAAAAAUGCUCUGGCGAGUCUGCAAAGGAUAUACUAUUGUUUCUUAUUCAGAACUGGAGGAAUGUUUACAGGAUCCAGAUACGGGAGAACCUACCAAGUGGUUUGUUUUCUUAAUAUCCUAUUGGGGUGAACAGAUAGGCCAAAAAGUUAAGAAGAUAUGUGACUGCUACCAUUGCCAUGUUUACCCUUAUCCCAGCAAUUCUGAAGAGCGCCAAACUGUUAUGGAGGGACUGCAGAUUCGCAUUCAAGAUCUUCACAUUGUGCUGCAUAAAACUGAAGAUUAUUUACGGCAAGUUCUAGCCAAAGCCUCUGAAUCAAUCUACACCUGGGAUGUCCAAGUGAAGAAGAUGAAAGCGAUUUAUCAUGUGCUGAACCUCUGCAGCUUUGAUGUCACCAACAAAUGCUUAAUUGCUGAGGUCUGGUGCCCAGUGUCUGACCUACCAAACAUGCGCCGAGCCCUUGAUGAAGGAUCUAGAGAAAGUGGAGCAUCUGUCCCAUCAUUCAUGAACACAAUACCAACAAAAGAAACACCUCCAACAUUGAUACGCACCAAUAAAUUCACCUCUGGAUUCCAGAACAUUGUUGAUGCUUAUGGGAUUGGGAGCUACAGGGAGAUAAAUCCAGCUUUGUUCACCAUUGUCACCUUCCCGUUCUUAUUUGCUGUCAUGUUUGGAGAUUGUGGGCAUGGCUUGUUAAUGUUCCUGUUCGCGUUGUUCAUGGUAUUGUUCGAAAAUCACCCCAAACUUCAGCGAUCACAAGAUGAGAUCAUGAAAAUGUUUUUCCAAGGCCGAUACAUCAUUUUGCUGAUGGGAUUGUUUUCUGUGUACACUGGUCUGAUUUACAAUGAUUGUUUUUCAAAGUCUUUUACCAUAUUUGGCUCCAGUUGGAAUGUCUCACAAAUGAAGUGGCAAAAUGAGGAUAUGCUCAAUAAUCAGUAUUUGACACUGAAUCCAAAUGUAACGGGAGUGUUCAGAGGAGCUUAUCCUUUUGGCAUAGAUCCGAUUUGGAAUCUAGCAAACAAUCGUCUCAGUUUUCUAAAUUCUUUCAAAAUGAAAAUGUCUAUAAUUAUCGGAGUAGUUCACAUGGCGUUUGGAGUGGUCUUAGGGGGAUUUAACCACUUGCAUUUCAGGAAGAUGUACAAUAUUUAUUUAGUUUUCAUUCCUCAACUCCUGUUUCUUCUAUCUAUCUUUGGAUACCUUGUAUUUAUGAUUGUCUACAAAUGGCUGGCUUUCAGUGUGGAAAACUCCAGGUCGGCUCCAAGCAUUCUGAUCCAGUUCAUUAAUAUGUUCCUGUUUUUUGGUAGCAGAGCGGACGUCCUUUUCCCAGGACAGAUGUUUGUCCAGAAAAUUCUAAUCGCUGUUGCUGUGGUAUCAGUUCCUGUGCUGCUUUUUGGAAAACCACUUUAUUUAUAUUGGUUGAAUAGUGGUGGCCAAGGGAUCGGGACUUACAGAAAAGGUUACCGGUUAGUACGAAGAGAAAGCGAAGAAGAGAUUGCCUUGUUGAUAACUCAUGAUAUUGAAGAGGGAAGUAGCUCUUUGGAUACCAGGCACAAAGAUGAGGAAAAAGAAGAGUUUAAUUUUGCAGAUGUCUUCAUGGAUCAGGUUAUCCAUACCAUCGAAUACUGUCUGGGAUGCAUCUCGAACACUGCUUCAUACCUGAGGCUGUGGGCACUAAGUCUGGCCCAUGCACAGUUAUCCGAAGUGCUUUGGGCAAUGAUCAUGAGAGUGGGUCUUCGUGUGGAUGCAACAUAUGGAAUCCUGCUGCUGGUACCAGUUUCAGCCUUAUUUAUGGUUCUAACAGUAUUCAUUCUUUUACUCAUGGAAGGCCUUUCAGCUUUUCUGCAUGCUAUACGACUUCACUGGGUAGAAUUUCAGAAUAAAUUCUACGCAGGUGAAGGAUACAAGUUCACACCUUUCUCCUUUCAAGACAUUUCUUUACAUUUCAACGGAUACGUUACAUAGUUUGGUUGCUGGAGACAGUACCUUUCUGGAGUCAUAUGGAAACAAAUCAUGUCCCUAGAUGUCAUUCUUGUACAGUCCAUUGCAGAAAAGAGCAUCACUGAUCGCCUUACGAUACAGCCAAAUAAUUUUGUAACCUAUAGCUUCUCACCUGGACCUUGCAAAUGUGAGGCGUCUUACGAACAGGCAGAAAUUGUUUCACUGUCUUGAGCAUGCAUAAGUGAACUUUUAAGACUGAUUCCAAGCAUCCGAUUGCUGCUUCUAAACGUGCCCUAGCAAAUUUGUUAUUUCCUUUCACAAAAUCCCUGCAACGCAUUCGCUAUGCGUGUUUACCUGGAAGUAAAGCCUAUGGAACUUAGUGGGACAGUUCUGAGUAAAUAUGUAAAGGAUAGCACUGUUCAUCUCAUUUGUCAUUGUCAGUAAUAUUUCUAUGCUGUUGUUGGAAGUUAAGAGAGAAGGACAUUCUGGCAGGAACUGAGAACGGACUGAUUUUUCUUUCAGUGCUUAUAGGAAACUGUCUGACUUGAUGUUAUAUGGACCUCGCAGAGGCUAAGCCUUUCAAAAACGUUUCUCCUCUGGUUUAGAAUAAGUGCUAUACUAAUUCUGGCGGCUGCGCAUCGUGAAUUUUGAUCAGAAGAGGAAGGAAAGGAAAACCACUGGAUUUUGGGUUCACUGAAGAACUUGGAAGCACUUGUUCCAAAUUAUUUCUGGGAGAUGCCUCUAAGCAUGGGAUUAAGUCCAGGAUUUUAUCCUCAACAUUUUUACUCAUUCCCUUCCAGGAGCACUACUUGAAGUUAUUUUUUUGCAAGGUCUUAAGUAUUCUAGCUGAGCUCCUCAUGGUAGUAGUCAAACAUUUGCAUAACUGAAAGCAACGUGUGUGCUUAGGUAGCUGCUUUUCUGCCUUGGAGUUUGGAGAUCUACUACUCAUUGUGAGGAGUGUCAUAGACUAACCGAAUUAGCACCGAUUUUUCUUAGGUGCCAGUUACACUCCUUUUCUAUGAAGCAUUCCAGUGCUAAGAGUUCCAUCUUACAAAAUCAGGUUCUAGCUUUCUAUUGGCUUUAAUGCAGCAGGCAGUUCAAUACUGGAUGACAUUUAUGUAUGCUCUGUGAAGAUAAGUACCUUUUAAAAGGGUUUUUUUUUAAAAAAAAAAUCAAAACAAAAUGGGGAUAUUUUAAUGUAAGGAAUUUUGUAAGUGGCACAGUCCUCUCCCCCCCCCCCCCUUUCCUAUUCGUUUAAAUAAAAACUGAU
This is a messenger RNA of Sceloporus undulatus (fence lizard), 3989 nucleotides long. It is a transcript of the gene ATP6V0A2, whose product is annotated as ATPase H+ transporting V0 subunit a2. The transcript has 20 exons. The record is from RefSeq and is a predicted model, not a curated record. Gene Ontology annotation, biological process: proton transmembrane transport; vacuolar acidification. The coding region runs from base 206 to 2743 and encodes 845 amino acids. Gene Ontology annotation, cellular component: vacuolar proton-transporting V-type ATPase complex; vacuolar proton-transporting V-type ATPase, V0 domain; plasma membrane. NCBI's taxonomy places the organism in Eukaryota, Metazoa, Chordata, Lepidosauria, Squamata, Phrynosomatidae. Gene Ontology annotation, molecular function: proton-transporting ATPase activity, rotational mechanism; ATPase binding.